AUGACUCGUUACUUCUGCUGCGGAAACUACUUCCCAGGUUAUCCUUGCUAUGGAACCAACUUCCACGGGACCUUCAGAGACACCCCCUUGAACUGCGUCGUGCCCCUGGGCUCUCCCCUGAACUAUGGUUACGGAUGCAGUGGCUAUAGCUCCCUGGGCAACAUCAAUGGACUGGGGUGCUGCUAUGGCAGCAGCUUUCUGAGGCCUUGGGGCUCCGGCUCUGGCUUCGGCUACAGCACUUACUGA
Manis javanica (Malayan pangolin) is the source of this 246-nucleotide messenger RNA. It is a transcript of the gene KRTAP7-1, whose product is annotated as keratin associated protein 7-1. The record is from RefSeq and is a predicted model, not a curated record. NCBI's taxonomy places the organism in Eukaryota, Metazoa, Chordata, Mammalia, Pholidota, Manidae.